Messenger RNA from Penicillium alfredii, 3273 nucleotides. Its product is annotated as 20S cyclosome subunit (BimA/Nuc2/Cdc27). The coding region runs from base 1 to 3273 and encodes 1090 amino acids. Gene Ontology annotation, biological process: phospholipid biosynthetic process; cell division. NCBI's taxonomy places the organism in Eukaryota, Fungi, Ascomycota, Eurotiomycetes, Eurotiales, Aspergillaceae. Gene Ontology annotation, cellular component: membrane. The record is from RefSeq and is a predicted model, not a curated record. Gene Ontology annotation, molecular function: protein binding; 1-acylglycerol-3-phosphate O-acyltransferase activity. The transcript is spliced from 4 exons.
AUGGCCUUGUCCACGGGACAUGUCGCCGGCCAGUUGCGGCAACUCAUCUACUACAACCUUGACAACAACAUGGUCCAAAAUGCCCUCUUUCUUGCCGGUCGCCUCCUUGCCCUCGAACCCCGAUCCUUUGAAGCCCAAUACCUGCUGGCCCUAUGCCACUUACACAGUGGCGACGUGAAGGCGGCUUUUGAGUGUAGUCAAAGUUCAGCCUCUCGAGGUCUGCACCUUGGCUGCGCGUAUGUCUAUGCCCAGGCAUGCUUGGAUUUGGGGAAAUACAUGGAUGGUGUCACUGCACUGGAGCGCAGCAAAGGCCUCUGGGCCAACAGAAACCACUGGAACAAACAUAGCGAGACGCAGAGACAGCAUGUCCCCGAUGCAGCCGCCGUAUUCUGCCUCCAGGGAAAGCUGUGGCAUGCCCAGAAGGACUUGACUAAAGCAGUGGACUGCUAUGUCGAGGCACUCAAGGCAAAUCCGUUCCUUUGGGAUGCAUACUUGAGCUUGUGUGAAACGGGUAUGUUAUGCCUGUGCCUUUCCGCUCAAUAUCUACUAAUACGGCCAAUAGGUGUCACGAUCCGAGUUCCCAAUAUUUAUCAACUCAGCCCAGAACUUCAUGCCAUCAUUUCUUCCCCUUCUCCUGAUGAGGGUGACUCUGGGUCCGAAAGUAUUGCUACCACAGCGACCACAGAUAGUGCUUUUCCCAUGCAGGCAACUGGCAUUUCUGCAUUUGAUCCUUUCACGGUUCCUGCCUCUCGAGGCGAGUCUGAUGCCACUUUCGGCAACUCUGCUCUCUGGGAAAAACUAAAUGGGAGCUCUGUCAGUGUCGCAACGGCGGUACCGCCAGUAAUUCAUGAGGGCAUGGAGACGCCGGGGGCGCAGAGUAGCGGGUCAGAGGAGUUUCGCAUUGCCAAUGGAGUCACUGAGCCCGAGUCCACCUGGGAACCACCUUUGGCUCCCAUGCGCAAGAAUCGCCCCAUUCAAUCCCUUGGUUUGGAUCCCACCAGCCAAUCUCCCCCCAAGAUGCGGCCGACUGGAAUUAGGCCCAAGACCAAGACCCGAUCCGAAUCAGACGAGCAGCCCACCAUCCCCGAAGAAGGGGAUCCACCGCCCGCACCACGAAUUGGCGAUCGCAAACGCACAGUCACUGGUCAAGUCGCCAACCCCGCUCCUCCAGUCGAACCAGGCGCACCUCAGCGUCGCAGUGUUCGGCUCUUCAAUCAGAUCAAACCAACUACCAGCAAGUUCUCCACCGCCACGCUCACCGGAACAGAAGGCCGCGAGGUGAAGAAGGUGCGAGGGCAAAGCAAUAGACGCCAGGGGGGCACCUCCACAGUUGGCCGUGUUGUGAGCGGCAACCGGAAGCCUAUGGAUACAUCCGACAGCGAGGGCAAAGAACUUCGGGCUAGCUUGAUACCACCUAACUCCGGCGCCCCUCCCCUGCCCAAACAUGCUGAGAAAACCAAAGAUCUAGAGGCCUUGAGUUGGCUGCUAGGACUUUUCAACAAACUUGCGUCCGGGUAUUACGCGUUGAGUCGCUACAGAUGCCCUGACGCCAUCCAAUAUUUCAACUCCCUCUCCCAGGGUCAGCGUGAGACCCCUUGGGUGUUGGCCCAACUGGGUCGAGCAUAUUUUGAGCAAGCGAUGUACACCGAGGCUGCUAGAUAUUUCUCUCGGGUGCAAACUCUGGCGCCCUCUCGAGUGAAGGAUAUGGAGAUCUACUCGACCGUCCUCUGGCAUCUCAAAGACGAUGUUGAGCUUGCUUACCUGUCACACAAGUUGCUGGAAGCCGACCGCCUCUCCCCACAAGCAUGGUGUGCCAUUGGCAACUCUUUCUCCCACCACCGGGACCACGACCAGGCUCUGAAAUGCUUCAAGCGUGCCACUGCGCUGGACCCCACCUUUGCCUACGCAUUCACCCUCCAGGGUCAUGAGUUCGUCGCCAAUGAAGAAUACGACAAGGCCCUAGAUGCGUAUCGUCGCGCGAUUCAUGCGGACAAUCGGCACUACAACGCCUGGUACGGACUGGGGACGGUAUACGAUAGGAUGGGCAAGCUCGAGCAUGCGGAGCAGCAUUUCCGCAACGCGGCUCUUAUCAACCCGACGAAUGCGGUGCUCAUUUGCUGCGUGGGGCUGGUGUUGGAGAAAAUGAACAAUCCACACGACGCCCUCAUCCAUUACAGCCGGGCUUGUUCACUGGCCCCGCACUCAGUACUGGCUCGGUUCCGCAAAGCGCGCGCGAUGAUGAAACUUCGAGACUACAAGUUUGCCUUGGCCGAGUUGAAGGUGCUGAAAGACAUGGCGCCGGACGAGGCGAACGUCCAUUACUUACUGGGCAAGUUGUACAAAAUGCUCCACGACAAGGCCAAUGCGAUCAAGCAUUUCACAACGGCCUUGAAUCUGGAUCCCAAGAAUACAAUCAUCUACACCAUGUCAAUCACCUCCUGUAUCUUGUCGGGCAUCGGCUCGUUCGUCGUGCUGACACUCUCCCUCUUUGCCCUCGGCCAAAAAGUACCCCGCGCAGCCUUCGUCGCCCGCUGUCUAGCCGCCUAUGGCUCGCUCCUCCUAUGUGCCACCUACGGUGUCAUCGCCUCGAUAGUCCUGCGCCUGAUCGGCUACGGCCGCGUUUCGCAGUGGGCCACGGCCCGGAGCUUCAAGUGGGUCAUGCGGUAUACGACGGGAGUUACUUUCGAUAUCACCGAAGGCGAAGAACACCUCUCGACCCGGCCGGCUAUCUUUAUUGGGAAUCACCAGACCGAGCUGGAUGUCCUCAUGCUUGGCGCUAUCUUCCCGCCCUACUGUAGCGUGACUGCCAAGAAGUCGCUGAAGAACAUUCCCUUCCUGGGCUGGUUCAUGGCGCUCUCACGAACUGUCUUUAUUGACCGUGCCAACCGAGAAACAGCACUCAAGGCAUUCGAUGGUGCUGUGAAUGAGAUGCGCACACACCGCCAGAGUGUUUUCAUCUUCCCCGAAGGCACCCGGAGUUACUCCGACGAGCCCACUCUGCUGCCCUUCAAGAAGGGCGCAUUCCAUUUAGCGGUCAAGGCCGGUGUACCCAUCGUGCCUGUCGUCACCGAGAACUAUGCUCAUGUCAUGUCGCCUCGCGCCUGGCGGUUUGACGCAGGGUCCAUCAAGGAUUUGACUUCCGCGGAUGUGGACAACCUGACCCAGUCGACGCGAGAGUCUAUGCUGAAAACCCUCGCCGCAAUGUCCCAUACCGAGGAAGACAAGGUCGAUGCGGCGCAUACCACUGGUGUUGCCACUGCCGUCGAGAUCUGA